Molecule: messenger RNA, 663 nt
Organism: Saprolegnia parasitica CBS 223.65
Lineage: Eukaryota; Oomycota; Saprolegniomycetes; Saprolegniales; Saprolegniaceae
Exons: 4
Coding region: 1-663 (220 amino acids)
Source: RefSeq, a predicted model, not a curated record
AUGCGUACCAGCAUUGCCUUCUUCGCGUCGACGCUCGCUACAGCACUGGCGUGCCCGGACGGCCAUGUCCUGACGUCCAGCGCCGAACUCUGCGGCGACAUUUGUCCGCUCCAAGGCGGUGUCAAGGCCCAGAGCUGCGUCUACUACCCGAGCCAGUUGGACGACUUUACGUGCGAACCGUCGUCGCUUGGCUCGUGCGUUGAAGCGCCCGAGGCUGGCUGCAUGCUCAAGUGCCUCAGCAACACGUGGGCUCGAAACGGCUCGUACGCGAUCGGGCUUCGUGGCGCCUCAGGGUCCUUUGGCCGUGCCGAGCCGGUCCGUAUCGUCCAGGACUAUCGCGCCGACAACAUCACCGAGCUGGUGCUCAAAAACUACAACGACGAAAAGUACCCGCUGGCGCUCCUCGACGGCGCCUUCACCAAGUCGUCGCUAACGUCGUUGUGGAUCGAGAACGUCAAGCUGUCGAUCCAGGAACAUGUGUUUCCGCCAUACGUCGAAACGCUCGUGCUGCGCAAGGCCGGCGUCCGUUGGAUUCCCAAGGAGGUCUUUGGCCUUCAGUCGCUCAAGGCACUGGAGAUUUCGGGACAGUAUCUCGACACGACCGACCUCUCGGACGACGAGAAGGCCUUCUUGACCAACGUCAACUGCACCUUCUCGCGCUAA